Molecule: messenger RNA, 639 nt
Organism: Rhopalosiphum maidis (corn leaf aphid)
Lineage: Eukaryota; Metazoa; Arthropoda; Insecta; Hemiptera; Aphididae
Product: HIG1 domain family member 1C-like
Exons: 3
Coding region: 231-479 (82 amino acids)
Biological process (GO): mitochondrial respirasome assembly
Cellular component (GO): mitochondrion
Source: RefSeq, a predicted model, not a curated record
UAGUAAUGACUAAUGUGUCAUGCGCGUCGGUCAAACGACAUUAAAUUAGUAUAUUAGAAUGAUAGCUGUUGUGAAGACUGAAGUUUCAAGUUCACAAGUAUCAACACUAUGACCUAGUACAACUAGUUCAAGUGAAGACAUUAUUUUCUUGUUUAACAUUAAUAGAACCACAAUAUUAGUUUAUUUUUUGGAGCAUAAAUACUUGUAAAUUUUAAGUUUGAUAUAAAAUUAUGGAGGAAGACAAUUCUUUUUCUAGUAGAUUCACCAAAAAAUCUCAACAAAUGCCCUUAUAUCCUGUUGGAAUAUUGGGAUUUGGAUUAGUAGCAGCCUAUGGACUUUAUAAAUUUAAGUCUCGCAAGGGACGUACAUCUUUGUAUCUUAUCCAAUUAAGAUUAGCAGCUCAAGGAACAGCUGUAGGAAUCAUUGGAGUAGGUGUGCUGUAUAAUAUUUUUACUGAAGCAACUUCAAAAAAAAGCUAAAAUUAAACUCAUGAUUUGUUAGUAAAAUGUUUUAUCUAUUAAAUAGAAUCAUUAUUAUUUAUUAAUAAUUGUUUAAUUUUUUUUAUGUAAAUGUAUUGUUUUAUAAGUAUGUAACUAAAAUAUAAUGUACACUCAUUUUGUGUUUUUUAGUUUACUGAUU